Molecule: messenger RNA, 7394 nt
Organism: Podarcis lilfordi (Lilford's wall lizard)
Lineage: Eukaryota; Metazoa; Chordata; Lepidosauria; Squamata; Lacertidae
Source: the annotation of a GenBank genome assembly
GUCAAAGCCGGCUACUUCGGAUUGGGGAACCGGGAAGCGGAAGAAGCGAAGCAUGAUUCAGCAUAUAGAAUCCACCUACAUAAAGCUCUGUAGAAGUCGAAACUUAACAACUCUUUUGGAACUUCACUAGAAACCAGAGAAAUACAGAGUUUGGGGCAUCAGGGAAACGGUAAGUAAAGUGCUGCCGUUGGUCUGUCAGCUGAUUUACCCUUUAACUCUUCCUUUAUUUUUAAAGAAUCUGUUCGUUUCUUCAUUCUUCUGUACUGCUGUCAUUCUGUGCCUUAAAUUAUACGAGGCGGGAAGGAGGGAUUUUUUUAUUGAUAGGUGAAAAAAAUAUUCCCAUUUCCAUGCAGUAUCUUAAAACGGCUGGGGUGAAAAGGUGCUUUGCUUUGGAUUGUACCAGUACUUUUUUCCUCUCAGAAAUAUAAAUACUAUACAAAUCAUUGUUAAUGCUGUCUUGCUGUUAACUGGUUUGUCUAACUUCCUUCUCCAACCCUCUGAAACGGCAUAGGCUUAGGAACUGCUCCCUCUGUGCUUAUGAUGAUCUCCACCCCUGCCUCUUCAGAUACAUUUUAUUAAAUGUUAAUAACUAUAAAACAGAUUACAGAGAAAAUAUUUUUAUUUUUAUUUAGGGGGGAAAUAAGCUGUCACAAUUGCCAAUAAGGAAAUGUAAGAUACAGCUAUACAUGACUUUUUGAGUCAAUGCAGUUGUACCUCGGGUCAAGUACUUAAUUCAUUCUGGAGGUCCGUACUUAACCUGAAACUGUUCUUAAUCUAAAGUACCACUUUAGCUAAUGGGGCCUCCCACUGCUGCCGUGCUGCCAGAGCCCGAUUUGUUCUCAUCCUGAAGCAAAGUUCUUAACCCGAGGUACUAUUUCUGGGUUAGCGGAGUCUGUAACCUGAAGCGUAUGUAACCUGAAGCGUAUGUAACCCAAGGUACCACUGUAUUCCGCUUUUUCUUCUGUGUUUUGUGCCUCCCUCGGCACCUGUAAUUCAACCCUUUAGAUAUUGGUGUCUUUGUUCAGCUGGGUGAGAAACUGGUUUUCUCUGAUAAAAGUGUCCCAAAUGUCAAUUAGGCAGUUCUCAAGGGUAAAACAUUCAGCUUGCUUGAAAUGAAUCCAGGCCGUGGCUGAUUGGACGCUUGCUCACACCUCUAGCUCCUUAUUCCUAUGGAAUUAACAGGCACUUCUAACAACGCUACUAUGCACCUUGUUUACUUAGAUAUCAUUUAGCCUUGCAAGCAUGUCCAUAGUGAUUUGUCUGAAUAGAAGACCCUGGUCAUUUGUGGCUCGGAAGAUAAACACCUGACUUUAUAUUGCCUAUUUUCAGGCUUCUUGGAAAACCUGAUGCAUUUAAACCAGUAGUACCUCCUCUUACAGGUAACAAAGAACUCUUUAAGAAAAGCAGGCUGCUUCCUAGAAAUGGAAUUUCCAGAUUUGGGGAAACACUGCUCUGAGAAGACCUGCAAGCAGCUAGGUGAGAAACUCCUCAGGGGGGUGUUGAUGCUAUGUUUGGACCUUUCCGUAAAGGUAGAGUGCCAUGGUAUCGGGCAGACAACCAGAGCAGGAAGGAGCGGCUACAGAGAUAUAAAGAGCAUGUAAUAAAUGAGGAGUCUGUAUCAGGGAUGGGAAAGCUGUGGCCUUCCUGGAGUAAAGCUCCCAUUGUUGCUCGCCAUUGUCUACGGUGAGAGGAAGUGGGAGCCCAAGAACAUUUGGAGGGGCAGCAAAGUCCCCAGCCUUGGCUUAUUUCUCCCUCACUUUUCCAACUUGCCAAGGUGGCUUGCAUUGCAAAAAAGCAAAUAUAACUAUAUUGCUUGCUUACAGCGUUUCUAUACUGCCAAUAACCAAUGCCUUUCUGGGCAGUUUACAAUAAAACUGGCCACAACAGGUGCUUCAGGGCUUGGAUAAUCCAGUUUAGAGCUCCUCACAUGGUGGAAUGGGAAGAACAAAGGCUUGAUAACCCUUCCUCCCAGGGGGAGGUGGAGUGACCUAGCUAAGCCUGGCAGAACAGCUUACUCUAUGCCCUUAACCCCUUCAUGCAUUAAUUAGACUUGAGUAUGUUGGUUAUAGGGACAUGGGUGGCACUGUGGGUUAAACCACAGAGCCUAGGACUUGCCUAUCAGAAGGUCCGCAGUUCGUAUCCCCACAACAGGGUGAGCUCCCGUUGCUCAGUCCCUGCUCCUGCCAGCCUAGCAGUUCAAAAGCACGUCAAAGUGCAAGUAGAUAAAUAGGUACCGCUCCGGCGGGAGGGUAAACGGUGUUUCCGUGCACUGCUCUGGUUCGCCAGAAGCAGCUUAGUCAUGGUGGCCACAUGACCUGGAAGCUGUACGCGGGCUCCCUCGGCCAAUAAAGCGAGAUGAGCGCCGCAACCCCAGAGUCGGCCACGACUGGACCUAAUGGUCAGGGGUCCCUUUACCUUUUAUGUUGGUUAUAUGUGACUCCUCAUUCCACAUUUUCCUUGACCUAGGUGUGUUUUCUCUUUUUUUCCUUGUAGACUUUCUACCUCUGAAAUGCGAUGCAUGCGGUGAGGUCUUUUGCAAAGACCACUUUGCCUAUAACCAGCACAAGUGUUCCUGUGCAUACCAGAAGGUAAUGUAAACUGCAGAAAGGGUGAAACGACUAGUGUGUGUGACAUGAAGAACAGCGCUGCAAAACUGAAUAGCUGGCAUUUUUUGAAAAGAAGUAGCUGUAGAUAACAACACAACGUGUUCGUAGGACCAAAGCAGGGAUGGGGUUGUGCAUGAUGGAAUGCAGACUUUGCGCCUUAACACACCUGAGUUCUGCAGCCGUAUUUCCUCGCUAAUAUCCAGUUGCUUUUUCAGGAUGUGCAAGUUCCAGUCUGUCCUCUCUGUAACACUCCCAUCCCAGUAAAGAAGGGAGAGGUGCCGGAUGCUGUUGUUAGUGCCCACAUGGACAGAGACUGCAAACGUGAUUCUGCUCAGCAGAAGCAAAAGGUUAGGACCUUUUCCCAGAGCUAUACUGGAUGUACACAGCAGUUCAAGAUGAGGUCCCUGCUCUGUAUCCCGUUUAUCUUUAAUCAGGAGAUGCUCAAACACUUUCCUAGCUGGCAACCCAACUUUGGGGAGGACACAGAUUUCCAAAGUUCUUCUUUGAAGGCCCCUAAGAAUUUCGAAGAAAACAGCUAUACAGUGGUGCCUCGCAAGACGAAAUUAAUCCGUUCCGCAAGAGUCUUCGUCUAGCGGUUUUUUCGUCUUGCGAAGCAAGCCCAUUGACGGAUUAGCGCUAUUAGCGCUAUCAGCUGUUUAGCGGCUAUUAAAGGCUUAAAGGCUUAGGGAUUAGCUGCUAAAAGGCUAUUAAAGGCUAUUAAAGGCUUAGCAGAUUAGAUAAAGGGGGGGGAAAGCGAAAAAAAAAUCUCAGGACUCGCAAGGUAUUUUCGUCUUGCGAAGCAAGCCCAUAGGGGAAUUCGUCCUGCGAAGCAACUUCAAAACGGAAAACCCUUUCGUCUAGCGGUUUUUCCGUCUUGCGAGGCAUUCGUCUUGCGGGGCACCACUGUAUUUAAGUUGUUUCAUAAAAGUUAUACUGUAAGCUCUUCACUGGAUCAAGAGUGCUUUUGGCUGGCUGGGAAGUGUUCUUAACUGCGAUACCUCUUGUUUGCCUGAUUAUUAUUGUUUAUUAAUUUUGUAUACUACCCUUUGUCUGUAGAUCUCAGGGUGGUUCAAUACAUAAAAUUAUAAUAUAAAAAACACAAAAUACCUAUAAUAAAAACAACAGUGGGGCGGGGUAUAAAUAAAAAUUUAUUAUUAUUAUUAUUCAAGCGGAAGCCACAUUGGACGUUCGGCUUCCGAAAAACGUUUGAAAACCGGAGCAUUUACUUCCGGGUUUUUGGCGUUCAGGAGCCGAAAUGUUCCAAAACAGAGCCGAGGUUUGACUGUAUAAUGAAGACGUCACACGAACCUCCCUGAGGAGAGUAUUCCACAAAUAGGGAAGCAUUGCAGAAAAGGCCCGUUUUUGUGUUGUCAUCCUCCAACCCUCUCAUGGAGGAGGCACAUGAAGAAGGGCCUCAGAGGAUGAUCAUUGGGACCAGAUAGGUUCAUAUUGGGAGAGUCGGUCCUUGAGGUAUUGUGGUCCUGAACCAUUUAAAUAUCUAUAGGUCAAAAUCAGCACUUUGAAUUGGGUUUGGAAACUUAAUUGGCAGCUGGUGCGGUCAGGCUAGGAAUGGUGUAAUAUUUUCAAGCUGUCUUCUUCUGGUGAGCAACCUAACCCCCAAAUUCUACAUCAGCUGUGAUUUGUAUGAGGAGAGACAGUCCUUAAGGUAUUGUGGUCCUGAGCCUUUUGGUGUGUGUGCAAACCUCCUUUUUGUGUGGCUGGAAUGUAGCUUACGUAAAGGUAAAAGUUGCAUCCCUUGACCUGCCCACGACUGGGUGUGUGGCCCCUGGAAGCCUGCCCUCAAGGGAAUGUGGCCCUGGAGCUGAAAAAGGUUCCCUUCCAUUGCACUACAGGGAAGCCAGAUUCUCUUAUUGGAUUUAGUCUUAGCAACACAGUCCUAGACCAGUUCACCCAAGUCCCUCUUAGCUAAAUGGAGUUUGCUCCCAGGUGAGCAUGCCAUGGGAUUGCAACCAUUAAAAUGGUAGGCAGUUGUGGAAUCUUUGUGGGACGGUCAACUUUCCUGGUCCAGUUGUAACCUGACUUCCUUCUUAAUCUAGAUCUUCACAAACAAGUGCUUCCAGCCAGGCUGCAAAAAGAGGGAGAUGAUGAAGCUGGUUUGCGACCAGUGUCAGGGGAACUUCUGUCUGAAACACCGACAUCCUCUGGACCAUGCCUGCAAAGGACAAGCCCGGGCCAUUUCCAAAGCUGGGUAAGGCUAGAACCAGGGGCGUUGGGGGAGGGGUUCCACCCUGGGUGUCACCUGACAGGGGCAGAAAAAUAGUGGGUGGCACUCACUGCGGGGCCUACAACACGCCUGAGCCACGCGUCUCGGGCACCCGCAGGCUCCGCACUGUCCACCCGCUGCCUCCCUUCCAGCUGUAGGUUGGCUGAGGCCCCACGGCGCACCCCAUCCCUAUGGGUGCCAUGCGCCCUGUGCCGUCCCUAUGGGUGGUUCACCCUGCCCCUAUGGGCGCACCGCCCUAGGCGCCUGAGAGGCUUCCUCCGCUGCUGGCUAGAACUUCUCUGCUGGCUCAAGAAGCUGCCUGCAGAAAAUAUUAAAUGUUUUAAAUCCUCUUGAGGGUUUUAAAGCCAGUGUAGCCUUGUGAACUUCUGAGGCCUUCUGCAAGCCAGCUCCCAUGCAUACAUGAUUUUAUUUGUAUGCUGUCUUGCCAAAGGCCUGCAUAAGUCUAAUGUGAUCAAUAGACAGCAGUGUGGACUUAGACCUUAAAACCUGUACAGUGGACGCUCGAGAUACGAAUGUAAUUCAUUCCAGGGGUCCGUACGUACCCCGAAAUUCCGCAAGUAGAGGUGCCGCUUCUGCGCACGUGCGUGGUGUGAUAGAGCGCUUCUGCGCAUGUGCGCGUGGCAAAACCCGGAAGAAUACACUUCUGGGUUUGCCGCGUUUGCAACCUGAAAGUUACGUUACCCGAAGGUAAUGUAAUCUGCAGGUCCACUGUAUUGGUCUUUCUGAAUGAUGUCAGCUUUUCCCCCUUCUUCUCCUGUGGCAAAAUGUCCUGUCCCCCGCAGGCAAAGAGACCAUUGCCUUGUGCAGUGAGGCUUCCUGAAUGACGGAUGCACAAACCCAGAAGUGGCACAGCUGGCAGGUGCAUGCAGAAUGCUGAGUGUGGCUGUUUCCUUGCAGAUGUGCUGCUCUGAUGAGAUCGCUGGAAUCAAACAAGAUGUCUCUCAACCACCGGGUUCUGCAGAACAGGUAAAUAACAACAGAGUAGCCCCAGCCACUCUGGGCGGCUUCCAUCAAAGUAUUUAAAACACACACAAAAGAAAACCUCAAACAUUAAAAACCUCCCUGAACAGGACUACCUUCAGGUGUCUUCUAAAAGUCAUGUUUAUUUCCUUGACAUCUGAUGGGAGGGCGUUCCACAAGGUGGGCACCACUACUAAGAAGGCCCUCUGCCUGGUUCCCUGUAACCUCUCUUCUUGCAGGGAGGGAACUGCCAGAAGGCCCUUGGAGCUGGACCUCAGUCUCUGGGCUGAAUGAUGGGGGUGGAGAUGCUUCUUCGGGUAUACUGGGCUGAAGCCAUCAGCACCAACACUCUGAAUUGGGCUUGGAAAUGUACUGGGAGCCAGUGUAGAUCUUUUAGGACCGGUGUUAUACGGCUCUGACAGCCACUCCCAGUCACCAGUCUGGCAGCCACAUUCUGGAUUAAAUGGGGCUGGCGUGCUUCUCCAAAGUCUGUUGAACCUAAUAACUGGAGCAGAAUCUCACCUGACACGUACCACAGAAGUGGGCAGACCCAGACUUGUAGCAUCAACUUCAUUUUGCACUUGGACUUUUGAGGGCCACUAGCUAUAUGGCUUGGGCCGAGGCUACCUGAAAGAGUGUAUCUUAGUGGGAGAACGUAUGCCUACUAGUCCCAGAGUUGGUGUGCUGAGUGGAUCUUGCCUGGGAAGCGAGGCCGAGAGCUUAAAAGCUCUUUUCUCGCCAGGUCUGCUUGGGGCUAUGCAGUGCAAAAAAAUAGCUUUUAAGCACUCAGCCUUGCUUCUUGGCAAGGCCCACUCAGUACACUGGCUUUGGGAGUGUACAGGAUGCUUUCGCGAGACAAUCCAACUUCCCGCAAGAUCUUGUUGAGAGCAUCCCAACCGUGCCCAUAUAUAAAGAAAUACUGCAAAUUAGAAGUACAGGUGAAACUCGAAAAAUUAGAAUAUCGUGGAAAAGUUCAUUGAUUUCAGUAAUUCAACUUAAAAGGUGAAACUAAUAUAUGAGAUCGACUCAUGACAUGCAAAGCGAGAUGUGCUUCUACUUCUCAGAGGUCCACUCUUGCUCGAUUUGCAAUCCUUGUUUUGCUGAUUUCAUUGAAUAUUCUAAUUUUCUGAGAUUGUUAAUUUGGGGUUUUCAUCAGCUGUACGCCAUGAUCAUCAUAAUUAUAACAAAGAAAGGCUUGACAUAUCUCGCUUGGCAUGUCAUGAGUCGAUCUCAUAUAUUCCUUUCACCUGUUAAGUUGAAUUACUGAAAUCAAUGAACUUUUCCACGAUAUUCUAAUUUUUCGAGUUUCACCUGUACGUAAGAUGUGGGCGUACUACAAAGGUAGAGACAUGUCUUCUGAGAAAUGGGUGGUUCUUCAUUAGCUGCAGCUUAUUGCUAACUAAUUGCUUGUUGUUGUUUUUUUCAGUUGCAAAGCAAAAAGCUGAAGUUUUCACAGCCUGGGUCCCAGUCUGCCUUGUCCUGUUGACUGCUGUACAGAUUUAGCUCUUAAAACUUCUGCGUAUUUUCUAUAUUACUUUUAUAUGUCUAUUUCUUCAAUAAAAACCGACGUCUUUACAAAUAGA